GGCAAGGGCGUCGCGAGUUAGAGCCCUACCCGUCGUGCUGAGCUAGAGGUGCCCCUACUGCAGCUCUUAUAACGCUGAUCGUACUGUCGACCAUCGGUGGUUCGGUUGGUAGGCCUCUUUAUGAUUUCCGGGACCAAAAACCGGAGCAACCCCUACAAACAUUUCGGCCGUUCAACAUCGCACAUCGCGGCUCCAAUGGAGAGCUCCCCGAAGAAACUGCUAUUGCUUACAUGAGAGCGAUCGAUGAAGGAGCGGACUUCAUUGAAACUGACAUACUUGCCACGAAGGACGGCGUGUUGAUAUGCAUGCAUGAUGUAACCCUCGAUGCAACGACGGAUGUUGCCGACCAUAAGGAGUUUGCGGAUCGUAAAAGAACUCUCGAAGUUCAGUGGCAGAACAUCACUGGAUGGUUCGUAAUUGAUUUUACACUAGAAGAGAUAAAAACAUUGAGAGCAAAGCAGAGAUAUCCGUUUCGCGAUCAAAGUCACAAUGGGGUUUCGCGGAUCAUCACCUUUGAGGAGUAUAUAGCGAUCGCAUUGAACGCAGAUCGGAUCGUCGGUAUAUAUCCUGAGAUAAAAAAUCCAGUUUUCAUCAACAAACAUGUGAAGUGGGCUGAUGGAAAGACAAUAGAAGAUAGGUUUAUUGAGAUACUUAAAAACUAUGGAUACAAAGGGAAGUACAUGACCGAAGAUUGGCUUAAGCAACCUCUAUUUAUUCAAUCAUUCGCCCCGACUUCGCUUGUUUACGUCUCUAGUCUAAUCGAUUCGCCCAAAGUUUUCUUAAUCGACGACGUUACCGUGUUAACCGAAGACACUAAACAGACGUAUGACGAGAUCACAUCAGAUGCGUACUUAGAUUACAUAAAGGAUUACGUUGUUGGUAUCGGGCCCUGGAAGGACACGAUAGUGCCCCCCGUUAACAACAAACUUUCGACACCGACCGAUCUCAUUGCAAAGGCUCAUGUUCGCGGAUUGCAGGUUCACCCCUACACAUUCAGGAAUGAGAACCAAUUCCUGCACUUCAAUUUCUUUCAAGAUCCUUACGCGGAGUACCAGUACUGGAUAAACAAAAUGGGCGUCGACGGCCUCUUCACCGAUUUCACGGGGAGCCUCCAUCGAUACCAAGAGUGGACGACGCCGAAGAAAAAUAAUUAAAACACGCAUUAUUACUCAGAAUUUUGGAUCUUCUUUUUUAUUUUUCUCUUUUAUUUGUCACUCAAUGGAGAAUUUUUUUAGAGAUUAU
Ananas comosus (pineapple) is the source of this 1242-nucleotide messenger RNA. Its product is annotated as glycerophosphodiester phosphodiesterase GDPD6-like. The coding region runs from base 231 to 1154 and encodes 307 amino acids. The record is from RefSeq and is a predicted model, not a curated record. Lineage: Eukaryota; Viridiplantae; Streptophyta; Magnoliopsida; Poales; Bromeliaceae. Gene Ontology annotation, molecular function: glycerophosphodiester phosphodiesterase activity. The transcript is spliced from 8 exons. Gene Ontology annotation, biological process: lipid metabolic process.